GCCAACAAUCACACCCAAUCGCAGGACAAUCCGUCGGCCGAGCACAAACAAUUGCCCCCGCAAUUCGCCAGAACCUCUUUUGUCGUCUGCGCUCUGCCUUCUGCACUCCGUACCCUGCACGGCACCUGCCGCUACAGCCAAGGACCAGCCCGCGUCGUUUCUGCCCUUGGCCACCGUCUUGACUACACUGCUCUGCCCUUCUGCGCUCCCAGGCUUGCCUCCAACAAACCGCUCCCUGUAAAAAGCCCUGCGCUGCACCUUGUGUUGGCUGAGCCAUGUCCCAAAGCAGGCCCAAGAAGCGCACCAGCGGCGCUUCCUUCGAUGCCACAAUACGGAAGUUUCUCGAGGACCAUGUACUCUUCAAGGGCCUCGACGAAAACUUCAUCACUCUCCUUGCCUCAGAGAUGCAAACGCGUAUCUAUAACGACAAGGACUAUGUCAUCCGAAAGGGCGAAGUGGGCCGCGCCAUGUUCUUUGUCUUCAGGGGCCAAGUGAAUGUCAUUUCGGAGGACGGUGAAACUAUCGUAAACGUGAUGAAAGAUGGCUCGUUCUUUGGUGAAAUUGGCUUACUGUUCUCUGUGCCGCGAACUGCGUCGUGCCGAGCAUCGGGUCGGUCGAUUAUCCUGACUCUUACGAAGGACAGACUCCAAAAGUGCGUGAAAGACUAUCCCAAGGUGGCAGAGGCGAUCUCGCAUAUUGCCGAAGAGAGAUUUGCGUCGUACAUGAAGCAGAAGGAGGAGCAGCAUGAAGUCGAGUUUGGCGAGGAGCUAAAACUUUCGAUGACCAACGACGAUCUCAAGUCGGUGCCAUUGUUUCGGGACUGUGAAGUCGGGUUUCUGCACAUGCUGGCGCUCCAUCUCAAGCCAGUCCAGUAUCGCCAGAACAAUCUCAUUAUCAAGAAGGGAGACUAUGGCAUGGAAAUGUACUUUGUCGUGCGUGGAAUUGCCGAAGUGUUUGGUGACGAUGGCAAAGUCUAUGCACAAUUUCACCCCGGCUCAUUCUUCGGAGAGGUUGCGCUUCUCUUCCGAAUGCAGCGAACGGCGUCAGUUCGUUGCGUGUCCAACGUCAUCAAUGUCUUUAAGCUGACCAAGGAGUCGCUGGAUAAUGUUCUCAAGAACUUUCCCGAGAUCAACGCAAAGAUUCAAAUCGAAGCCAAGAAACGCUUCCAAGAGAUCGAGUCCCGUGAGCACACCAAGAUAACCCAAAAUGUCUCUGCCGAUACGGCUCGAACUGAAGUGGAAGUUGCGCGCGAGAGACUCAAGACGGUACCGCUCUUCAAGGAUGGGCCUGUCGGCUUCCUGCACGAGCUCGCGCUGGCCCUCAAGCUCAGGGUGUACAAACCAGGAGAGAGAAUCAUCAACAAGGAUGAAAUCGGAACGUCCAUGUACUUUGUUGUCGAUGGAAUAGCCGAAGUGACCUCUGAGGACGGAAGCACCGUGUACGCCGAGCUUGGCGAAAACUCGUUCUUUGGAGAGGUUGCCCUGUUCUUCGAAGUCAACCGCACGGCCUCGGUUCAGUCCAAGACUGGAUGCACUGUCUUUGAGCUCAGCAAGGAUUCGCUUCACUCGGUGCUCGACAAGCACCCAUCCCUCCAGGCCAAGAUGAGGGAAAAGGCCCUGGAGAACUACAACUUGUUCCAGUCGCGUCAAGCAGCACUCAAGCAAAUCAAGGAGCGCUCCAAGGACCACAAAACCGAGCAAUACGAUGUUGAGGCCACUAUAGAUCGACUCAAGGGGGUUCCCAUCUUCAAGGGCUGCGGAACAAACUUUCUUCAAUCGCUUGCGGCUGUGACGACCAUCCAGCUUUACAAAUCUGGAGACAUUAUCUUCAAGAAAGGAGAAAAGGCCACCCAGAUGUUCUUUAUCGUCCGAGGCACCGUCGAGAUCACGUCCGAAGACUUGCAAACUGUCUACGAUACCAUCAAGGAAGGUGGAUUCUUUGGAGAGGUUGGAUUGCUGCGCGGCAUUUCAAGGACGGCGUCGAUCAAAGUCUCAAGCUCCGACUGUGAUGUCAUCAUUCUGACAUCCAAGUCACUCGAGAAAGUACUGAAGGAGUACCCAGAGAGCUUCCACAUUAUCUCUCUCGAGGCCGAGAAGCGCUAUCAGUUGACAGAGCAGCGUCGUAAGGAGCGCGUGGCUGCUGAGGGGGCUGAAGUGGCCGAGGACGAAGGACCGGGGACAUCGUUUGUCGAGGAGUUCCGCCCCGAGCUUCCAUCCGUGCCAUUUGCACCGAUCCCAGCAAACGAAGGUCCAACCAAAGCCCGAAAAAGCUCUAGUUUCAGCAGCAUAUUCAAAUUCCGCGGAAAGAAGGAGAAAUCUGGCAAGGACAAGCCCGGAUCAGAGUCUGAUAGCGCCAUUGACAAGUCCCAGAGCAGCAACAGCGUCGAGAGCGCUCACUCUAUCCAAAGCGAAAAGGGACCAACAAAGCUUGGCAAGUUCUUCCAAAAUAUCAAAAACACUCUCGGAAAGAAGGAAGAGAAGACUCGUGUUGUGCCCAAGGCCAUCUCAGCAUCGCCAUCGAUAAGCACCCCGACCGAGAGAAGAAAGGUCACGAAUAUCCUCGAGUUCAACGAUCUCGAGUUUGGAUAUAUCAUCUCGUUUCUCUGUCCUCGCGACCGAAUGCGGCUCCGUGGAGUUUGCACCAAGUGGAACGACAUGCUACACGACUCUCGCUUCUGGUCCAUCAUGGACUUUCGCGAGAUGUUCAACACCGUCAAUGGUGCGCUCCUCGACCAUCUUUUCCUUGUAGCUGGACACCAGCUGCUCAAGGUCAACUUUGCCUCGUGCUGGCAAGUCUACGACGACGACUUGCGCACACUUGCCGUUGAGUGCCCAAAUGUCACAAGUCUGUGCAUCUCCAACUGCUGGAAGAUCACAGAUCGCGGCCUGGCCUUUGUUGCCCAGGCAUCAAGCAAGCUUGUGGAGCUCGAUAUUAGCUACUGCGGACAGCUCAGUGGCGCUGCCUUCGCCGAUCACAAGUGGGGCACCCUGAGAAAGUUCGACAUGACCUAUUGCAAGCAAAUUGGCGAUGAGUACCUCGAGAAGCUCCUGUGCCGCACGACCGAGAUCCAAGACCUCAGGCUCCGCCGAUGCGUCCGCAUCUCUGAUUUUGGUCUCUUCCUUGUGGUUCGAUACUGUCGCUAUCUACGAUCGAUCGACCUCUCCGACUGCGAACAGAUAUCGGACAAAUGCCUCAAGUGGAUUGCCUCCAGCUGCUACAACCUCACCAGCUUCAAUCUUACAUUCUGCACCAGGAUCACCAACGGCGGCCUCUACGACUUAUCUCUGGGAUGCCAGCACUUUGAGUCGCUCAAUCUGAGCCACUGUGUCCACUUGACCGACGCCGCAAUUGUUUUUUUCUCAGAUAGCAUCAAAUCCCUUCGGUUCCUGUCGCUAAGGCGCUGCAAGAAGAUCACCGACGGGGUUAUGGGCUAUCUCGGGAGAACCGCGCCCCAUCUGAGGGUCCUUGAUGUCACCGGUUGCCCCAACAUUUCACAGGCGGCAAAGGGCCAACUAGAGACAACCCUGAGGGGCAUCGUCGUCCUCAUGGACGUGCCCAGAGAAAAGAGAGGUAUCUGUGCCCCCGGUGAGGGCAAGCUUCCGCGUGCCCUGGAGGUCCCCUUGUCGGUCAUGUUCACUUCAAUCCCCGCCAGUGACCGUGCUCAGCAGGGGCGCCAGAGUUCUGCCGACUCGGGCAAGAAGCGGGCUGGCUCGAAGAGCUCGGGCAAGCGGCAAAAAUCGACGGUGGCCGACUAAGGCACCUUUGCGCAAUCGUCCUCGCCGGGCUCGUGUUGAAGCCGGCAUACAAGCCCACUGCGGCGACGACUGGCGGCUCACUCUCUCGGCAAUCUCGACCUUGUCUGCAGCAUUGCCCGAUGUCGGCGACGCUCUCUCUUAUCUCGUUUCCUCUCGCACCUCGCCUUGUCAAUAAAAUUUGGAC
Polychytrium aggregatum is the source of this 3939-nucleotide messenger RNA. RefSeq lists its product as uncharacterized. The record is from RefSeq and is a predicted model, not a curated record. Gene Ontology annotation, molecular function: protein binding; protein-containing complex binding. The coding region runs from base 276 to 3755 and encodes 1159 amino acids. The transcript has 8 exons. NCBI's taxonomy places the organism in Eukaryota, Fungi, Chytridiomycota, Chytridiomycetes, Polychytriales.